GAGUUCCACUGACAUACCACACCACAUCUCACAGAGGACCACCAUAGGCCCAGGCAGCCGCCAAGAUGAGGGAAUUGAAGAGCAAGGCUUUCUGGAGGGCCAUACUGGCUGAGUUUGUGGGGAUGACCAUGUUCAUAUUCCUCAGCAUCUCAGCUGCUAUUGGGAACUCAAAUAACAGUAAUCCUGACCAGGAGGUGAAGGUUUCUCUGACAUUUGGUCUGGCCAUUGCCACCCUGGCCCAGAGUUUGGGCCACAUCAGUGGAGCCCAUCUGAACCCUGCAGUGACGCUUGGCAUGCUUGCCAGCUGCCAGAUCAGUGUGUUCAAGGGAGUGAUGUACAUUGUGGCUCAAAUGCUGGGCUCUGCCUUGGCCAGUGGUAUUGUCUAUGGAACACGUCAAGAGGGAAACGAUGCACUCGGGCUCAACAGUCUAAAUGGUAUCACUGCGAGCCAAGGCGUUGGCAUUGAACUCCUGGCUACCUUCCAGCUGGUCCUGUGUGUCAUAGCUGUCACUGAUAAAAGGCGUCGUGAUGUCACAGGCUCCGCCCCCCUGGCCAUUGGCCUCUCUGUCGCUCUGGGACACUUGGCAGCAAUCAGCUACACAGGCUGUGGUAUCAACCCUGCCCGAUCCUUUGGACCAGCUUUGAUCUUGAAUAAUUAUCAAGACCACUGGGUGUACUGGGUGGGGCCAAUGUGUGGAGGUGUGGCAGCUGCUCUGGUAUAUGACUUCCUCCUGUACCCCAAGUUUGAUGACUUUCCUGAACGCAUGAAGGUCCUGGUCAGUGGUCCUGUGGGAGACUAUGAUGUCAAUGGAGAGGAGACAGCUGCUGUAGAAAUGACAUCAAAGUAGAAUUGUGAGAUCAACGCCAAAUAGUGUAUAGUUAUUUUUAGAUACCUACCAAUAAACCACCCCUGUAAAGAAGACAUUGAACAUUCCUUUAGAAUGACAGUAGUUAUGUUUUUUAAAUGAAUCUUUUUCUUUUGAUGAGUAAAAAAUCCCACCACUUGUUUAUUGAUUCACUGAGUAGCCAAACAGCCACUUGACUAUUAACUUACCUUUCUGCAAAUAUUUUUGUAUGUGUCAUUGGAAUAUCCUCCUCUAUGAUAAAAUAUUUUAAAUAUCAAUAUUCUAUAUAUAGACCAAUUUUUAUUGUACUUUGUUUAUAAAUAUACAUAAAGUAUGUUGAUGUAUAUGUAUUUCUGUGUUAUUAUAUGGUGUCUUAUAUGGUCUUUCACUUUACUUAUAUUGUAAGUAAAUAAAAUACCAAAUGUUAC
This is a messenger RNA of Esox lucius (northern pike), 1273 nucleotides long. RefSeq names its product aquaporin FA-CHIP-like. Lineage: Eukaryota; Metazoa; Chordata; Actinopteri; Esociformes; Esocidae. Gene Ontology annotation, cellular component: membrane. The record is from RefSeq and is marked provisional. Gene Ontology annotation, molecular function: ammonium channel activity; glycerol transmembrane transporter activity; carbon dioxide transmembrane transporter activity. Gene Ontology annotation, biological process: carbon dioxide transmembrane transport; hyperosmotic response; renal water transport.